Molecule: messenger RNA, 4281 nt
Organism: Pogonomyrmex barbatus (red harvester ant)
Lineage: Eukaryota; Metazoa; Arthropoda; Insecta; Hymenoptera; Formicidae
Gene: p120ctn
Product: adherens junction protein p120
Biological process (GO): cell-cell adhesion
Cellular component (GO): plasma membrane; nucleus; cytoplasm
Molecular function (GO): protein binding
Source: RefSeq, a predicted model, not a curated record
ACGACGCGCGCGGAGUAGCGAGUCGUAGAAAAGGGGACAGCAUCCACUGCACGGGAGCGAGAGACGCAAAUCAGCUGGUAUGUCAAAUAAUCAGCUGGUUGACUCCUGUCUACGCGUCCUACAGGAGAAAGCCCCCGACAUGCCGCAAUAUACCGGACAGGGCGACACGGAUUACCAUGGGAGUAACGGACAGGCGGACACCCACUCGUUGCACUCGUCUCAUCUGUCCGUCCAGGAGGAUCCGCUGCUUAUACGGACCCACAAGCAACAGACUUCUCAGCAAGUGACGACUGUGACGAAAGUCGUGCGCGAGGUUUCCCACAUGGAGCCGGAUUCGGGCGCGGUCAGUUACAUGUCGGUGCCGUUGAUGUCGCAGGACUAUCAGCACGCGGACCCCCGUUACCCCGCGGACCCGUACAUGGUCAGUUUCGACCAUUACGAUCCGUAUCUGGGCUAUCCGCCGCAACCGGGGUACCCGGGACCCCAUGGCAUCUACAUGCCGCGCUCGCAUUCCCCCCACAGCCCCCACAGCCCAUCGGAACACAGUCGUGCUUCUCCGCCACACGAGUACAUGCGCAAGGGUGCGCCCUACGUGGAGGGUAGCUAUAACGACAUCGACCCCGGUUUAAACCCCGCUUUGCAGGACCAUUAUCGCAUUACCCCGAGUCCAGGUGGUCCCGGAGAUCAGUACGAUGAGAGUAAAGUCGCCUACGGCUACGUGUCGCCGUCGCCAUAUGGACCCGUGGGUUACGGCCCGGCCGUGGGGGUCGGACCGGUGCCAAGUGACGUGCCUGGUUACGAAGAGGGUCACCCGGGGGUCCCCCUCACGUCAGCCGUGCCACCCGGCAUCUUCGAGGACGAGGUGCACCUGCAACGGUUGCAAUCGCGUCAUCCGGUGGUGCCUGGUAUGGCGAGUCCGCUCGACGACGACCAGAAGUCUAUGCGCUGGCGGGACCCGAAUCUGUCCGAGGUGAUCGGCUUCCUGAGCAACCCUAAUAACAUAAUCAAGGCGAACGCGGCCGCGUAUCUGCAGCACCUCUGCUACAUGGACGACCCGAACAAACAGAAGACGCGCAGCCUCGGCGGUAUACCGCCGCUCGUGCAGCUGCUAGAUCACGACAACCCGGACGUGUACAGGAAUGCGUGCGGGGCGUUGCGGAAUCUGUCGUACGGCCGGCAGAACGACGAGAACAAACGCGCGAUCAAGAACGCGGGCGGCGUGCCGGCCCUGAUCAACCUGCUGCGACGGACGUCCGACGCGGAUGUCAAGGAACUGGUCACGGGAGUGCUGUGGAAUCUGUCCUCGUGCGAAGACCUGAAGAGGUCGAUCAUCGAUGACGGCGUGACGAUGGUGGUAAACAACAUAAUAAUACCUCACAGUGGCUGGGACCCAAGCUCGUCGAGCGGCGAGACCUGCUGGUCCACCGUGUUCAGGAACGCAUCCGGCGUGCUGAGAAACGUGUCGAGUGCGGGCGAGUACGCGCGAAAAAAUCUGCGCGAGUGCGAAGGUCUCGUGGACGCGCUGCUCUACGUGGUACGUUCGGCGAUCGAGAAGUCUAACAUCGGUAACAAGAUCGUCGAGAAUUGCGUGUGCAUCUUGAGGAACCUGAGCUACCGUUGCCAAGAGGUGGAGGAUCCCAAUUACGACAAACACCCGAUCCAGUCUACGGUGCAGAACAGGGUCACUGCGCCCGCGAAAGCAUACAGUUUAUGUCAAGGUGAGAAUCUCGGUUGCUUCGGCGGGAGCAAAAAGAAGAAGGACGGUCAACCAGUUCAGAAGGAAACCACGGCGUCACGUACGACGAGUCCGCGAACCGAACCGGUCAGAGGAAUGGAAUUGCUCUGGCAGCCGGAAGUGGUCCAGUCGUAUCUCAGUCUCCUGCAAACGUGUUCAAAUCCGGAAACGCUGGAGGCUGCCGCCGGAGCCCUACAAAAUCUCGCGGCUUGUUACUGGCAGCCGAGCAUCGAGAUUCGCGCGGCCGUGCGCAAGGAAAAGGGUCUCCCUAUAUUAGUGGAACUAUUGAGAAUGGAGGUGGAUCGAGUAGUCUGCGCGGUCGCGACCGCACUUAGAAACUUGGCGAUAGACCAACGCAAUAAGGAGCUAAUAGGCAAGUACGCGAUGAGGGAUCUCAUUCAGAAGCUACCGUCUGGAAAUAAUCAGCAUGAUCAGGGCACGAGCGACGACACGAUCGCCGCGGUGCUCGCGACUCUAAACGAGGUCAUCAAGAAGAACGCCGAGUUUUCGCGGUCGUUGCUCGAUGCUGGCGGUGUCGACAGAUUGAUGAACAUCACUAGGCAACGCCAGAAAUAUACGCCGCGAGUUCUUAAAUUUGCAGGACAAGUACUAUUCACCAUGUGGCAACAUCAAGAGUUGCGAGAUGUAUACAAGAAGCACGGUUGGAAGGAGCAAGAUUUUGUCACGAAAACUGUCGCCGCUAGGAAUUCAGGGCCUAAUUCACCCAAUAACGCUAACAGUUACGAUUGCAGCACUCUGAAUCGACCGAUGGCAAGCCAAGGAAGCACAAGAUACGAGGAUCGAACGAUACAGCGAGCGAACAUGAAUUCGAAUAAUGUCGGUCGACCUACUAUAUAUCAAUCACAGCCGAAACCCGGUGAGCCGCUCUACGCGCAAGUUAACUUGGAGAAGAAAAAGAAGCGGCAGUACGAGCUGGGGGUGGGCCAGGGUGGACAGGUGGGUCAGGCCGGUGGCGGCGCCGUGAUACCCGGAGGCGGUGGCGGCAUAGCUGGACCGGGCGGUGGCGGUGGAGGCGGCCAGUGGGUGCCGGACGGCGUCGGGAUGGUACCGGAUGGCACCGGCGCCACGUCAGUAGCGGCGACGGUGGCGAACCAAGUGCCGCCGCCGAGCUCAACCGCCGCCGCCGCCGGAGACUCCUGGGUAUAACGGGUCCUACGAGCGGGUCCUACGCGGGACCACCGGGAGGACCUCGCCAGAAACCACGGCCGCGACGAGCAGCCGCCGCCUCCGUCUCCGAGCUUGUCCAUGUAGCGGAGGUACGAGAGGAUCGUGUCUUCGCAGUCCCUCCCCCCUGUCCUGGAAUGCGAAGUGACCCGGAGAAUCGAAUAAGAAAUUUUAGAUUUUGACUUAAAAUCUAGGACGCGGACUCUGUUUGAUCAGGAGACACAGAAUGGACAUCAGAUGUAAUUUUAUUCGCGUGUCCAAGGUCGCGAGAAAUCGCGAUGCCGCUUGCUGGACGAUACGGUCGAGUUAGCUGGACGUGAGCGAGGAUUUUUUGAGAAUAUAGCGAUGUAGAAAAUGAGAGGAAAGAAAUUUGGGGAAUCGUUGGUAUUCCGAGAAAAAAACGUAAGUAUUUGAGUGCGCAUUCGCGCUCGGAGCGUUGCCGAGAGCGAGAGAAUAUACGCGAAAAUAUUAUUAAAUAUUGCCGAUGCCCACUUCCGAAGGAAGGAGACGGAUGCAAUCGGAUAUUACGCUUUAUCGUUGAAAACAGACGUCCAUAUUAUGAUUAGAAAGAAUAUCGAGACAGAAAACGAGCAGGCGAUUAAUUAUGAGUUAAUCGGACAAAUCGGCAGCUGGAUAUGAGAUAGGCAGCUUUCAAGUUAGGAAAUGAGGACGAAGUGUACAUUGAUCUAUUUGAGAUAGGUUACGAAUGAAGAUGUAUAUAGAGUAGCAGCUGACGACGCUUUAAUGGACCGACAAUGAAAGCGGAUCGAUCAACAAGUAGACGAACGAGAAACGAUGGUACAUCGCGCCGCGAAAGAUCAUCUUCGUGCUUCGAUAAUCUCUCCUGUAACUCAUAAAUGAGGAUACACUACUAAUGCGACAAGUGGAUUGGAAGACAGUCUAUCCGAACGGAAGCUGAAGACCAGGUCAGAGAAUAAAGUCCGCUUGUCAGGAUAACACAUGAACGAUCGUCCUGCCUUAGUUUCGACGACGCAAGAAGACCCUUUCCCUAUAAUCUCCCGCAUCGUUUGCAUCCAGCGAGCGGUGCGUUAUAACGGCGCACACUUUAAAUAGCCGGGAAAGGAGAAAGGGAACGAGAUCAAAGGCGCACGCUUAAGAUAUAAUCGAAACAUCUUUAAUAUACUUCGAUUAAGUCAUACAUGAACUGCGAGAAGAGCUCCGGUUGGCCUUAAGGAAGCCGACCUUGACGCAUUUUUAUCGGAGUCCGAGAACCUCAUCGUCGGGAUAAUAAAAAUCGAGAGCGAGAAGGAGAGGCAGUGUACGAGUCGUGUCCACCAAAUAGAUCCGGCAAACGCGAGAACGCACUUGCAGAUGCACGCACUUGCAAUCUUGAUAUACGA